UUGCGUUAGUAGACUCCCGCUUAAUUCUAUAGAAAAUAAAAACCGACAGCGAUUUCAUUCUGAAAGUGCAAUAGUUUAUUUAGUAGAUAUAAAGGUAGAUAAAGUCAAUAACGGUUUAAUUUUUACCUAUCAAUUUACAAGAUUGUCUUUCCUAUCUACUAAAGCUAUCUUUGCUAUCUGAUUAAUUUAUAUUGAACGGUUGUUCCUGUCUUUACGAAUUCUUUAUUCUUCUUAUUACUCUCCUUUCUUCCUUGAUUUUAGUUUUCGUUGGUAAUGCGACCUCUCAGUUCUUCUUUGUGGGUGUUGGCUCUCUUUGCGAGCUCUGUAUCGGCACGAUUUUCUGACUUUGAAGCGUUCAAAGACAAAUUUAAUCUCCAGGAAAAUCUAGGAACUCUUAGUAUUUACCAUCAACCAUAUUUUACUGGCUUAAGCACUGCAUUUCCAGAGUCAUGUGAAAUUCGUCAAGUCCAUAUUUUACAACGCCAUGGUUCACGAAACCCAGCUAGUGAUGACGGUUUGUCUAGCGCUAUAAAACUUGUAGAAAUGCAAGAUAAGUUACUGAAUGGGUCACUCCCAAUAAACUAUACGAUUCCUAACAAUCCUUUUCGGUUCGUCAGAUCUUGGGUUCCCGUAAUUAAUAUUCGUAAUACCGAUCAGCUUUCCAGUAUGGGUCGUGUUGAACUUUUUGAAAUGGGCCGUGAAGUCUUUACUCGGUAUAGAGAGCUAUUUGACGCUGAUGUGUAUUAUAUAAACACAGCUGCUCAGCAGCGUGUCAAGGAAUCUGCAGAGUGGUACAGUUAUGGCAUGUUUGGAGAAGAGAUGGCAAAUAAAACGAAAUUUACUUAUCUUGCUGAGGAUGAGUCUCCAGGCUCCAAUUCUCUAUCCAAUUACAACUCUUGUCCCGUCUACGCCGAAAACAACAUCGAUCUCAAGGAAGUAAACGAAGCUGGUCUUGCUUGGAGAAACGUUUUUUUGCCAAGUAUAGUAAAUCGUCUAAACCCUUACUUUUCAAACUACAAUCUUACCAAUGAGGAUGUUACAAGCUUCUUUUAUUUAUGUGCUUACGAACUCACGCUAAAAGAUGAGAGUGACUUUUGCUCUCUUUUCAACCCGUCAGACAUUAUGAACUUUGAGUAUUCAUACGACGUGGAAUACUCGCUUUAUGGAGGUCCUUCUUCGAAAUGGGUCAAUGUUUUGGGUGGUCCUUAUGUUCAGAGUUUGGCAAAUUCUCUUCGUUCCGUUUAUAACGAAAGCGAUUACCAAAAAGUCUUUUUGGCUUUUACCCAUGAUGGCCAAAUUAUUCCUGUCGAAACUGCCUUGGGUUUUUUUCCUGAUAUAACUCCUGAACACCCUCUCCCUGUAACUCACAAUCCUUACAGCUAUUCUAUGAAAACUUCCUCCUUCGUUCCUUUUGCUGGAAACUUAAUCACCGAGCUUUUCCAUUGCCAAGAUCAAAAGUAUUAUGUCCGUCACCUUGUCAACCAGCAGGUCUUUCCACUGACCGAUUGUGGUUACGGUCCUUCUAAUUCUCCGGAUGGAAUGUGUGAACUUUCAGCUUAUCUCAACUCUCCUGUUCGUUAUAAUUCUACACAUAAUGGAACUGACAUAUUCAAUGAUGCUUGCAAAGCAAAGCCAGUUAAUGUCACCAUCAAUUACUAGAGUUGUGUCACUUUAUUAAUAUAGUUUUUUUUUGGUACGUACACUAAACAUUUCUUUAACCUGCGUAAAAAUGCUCGGUCUGACUCUUGGAUUCCUUUGCUGUUGAUUAGGCUAAAUAUUCAACCACCCUCAUUGUAAAAAGCAAAUGAUUUAAAAGGUAGAUGGGCAAUCAACAACCUAGUCCUUAUAAAAGGCACCUUACAAAGGUUGGCAUCUGCUUCGCUCUGAACGUUUGCAUAGCAAUAGAAAUCAAAAUCAACUCCAUAUCAUCCUUGAAAGAUUUAAUGAUCCAUUGAACAGAUAAAUACAAUUUGGGAAUCUGUUGGGAAUUGUUAUGAAGCUCUGCUCUUUCCCCCUCCUUUGGUUUAUGAACAUUGCUCUUACGAAAGUUCAUACUUCAAAACUAAAUUCAUUAUGAUAGACGUCUUACAUUUUCGAUCAUGGAAUUUUUUCUUCUUUUCUUUUAUUUGCCCUUCAUGAAUAUAACAACAUGUUCUAUUCUUUUGGAAAACCUCAAAUAACGAUUUCUAUCCUUUAUGGACAAUCAGGGAAAUAUAAACAGUAAUUCUCUAACUUAAUUAUAACAGACACUCAUUUUUAAUACUUUUCC
Messenger RNA from Schizosaccharomyces octosporus yFS286, 2269 nucleotides. Its product is annotated as thiamine-repressible acid phosphatase Pho4. The record is from RefSeq and is a predicted model, not a curated record. Gene Ontology annotation, molecular function: acid phosphatase activity. NCBI's taxonomy places the organism in Eukaryota, Fungi, Ascomycota, Schizosaccharomycetes, Schizosaccharomycetales, Schizosaccharomycetaceae. The coding region runs from base 274 to 1659 and encodes 461 amino acids. The transcript has a single exon.